AUGCCAACCCAACUGGACCGAGUUAUGAACUCGAAGAACUUAUUACUCGCAUUUGCCGGUCUUGUAGCUGCCGCAGCAACAUGGGCGAUCAUGGGAAACGAACUUUUCCCACCCGAACGUGACCCGGCAGGAAACCCAGAAUCCUGGACACUAGAUGAAAUAAAGAGAUGGCUUCGAGUGCGUAAUCUUCUGCCGAGUGAUAACCUGGAGUACGGCGACUUGCUGGACCGCGUCAAAGCAAACAUGCGGCCAUGCGGCGCGCAGUAUAUUUGA
Ophidiomyces ophidiicola is the source of this 273-nucleotide messenger RNA. RefSeq lists its product as uncharacterized. NCBI's taxonomy places the organism in Eukaryota, Fungi, Ascomycota, Eurotiomycetes, Onygenales, Onygenaceae. The coding region runs from base 1 to 273 and encodes 90 amino acids. The record is from RefSeq and is a predicted model, not a curated record. The transcript has 5 exons.